Molecule: messenger RNA, 987 nt
Organism: Ilex paraguariensis (yerba mate)
Lineage: Eukaryota; Viridiplantae; Streptophyta; Magnoliopsida; Aquifoliales; Aquifoliaceae
Source: the annotation of a GenBank genome assembly
AUGUUGGGAAUUGUUUGGUUUGAUUUGGGUGGUGCUUACUUGGAGGAUUUGCGCAAGACGACGCCGCUUCAUGUAGCGGCGACCCUUUUGGCAUCUCCGACGGGGUUUCUACGGCAAGCAUGUAUUCGGUCACACCCCAACUCAUCACACCCUCUUCAGUGCCGAGCUCUUGAGCUCUGCUUUUCUGUAGCCCUUGAGCGUUUGCCAACGGCCCAAAAUAUCUCUCCGGCAAUGGAACCGCCGGUUUCUAACGCCUUAAUGGCGGCUCUAAAGCGUGCACAAGCUCAUCAACGGCGGGGGUGUCCUGAACAGCAGCAACAGCCUCUUUUAGCUGUGAAGGUGGAGCUUGAGCAGCUGAUUAUUUCAAUUCUCGAUGACCCGAGUGUGAGUAGAGUUAUGAGAGAAGCAAGCUUUUCGAGUCCAGCUGUGAAGGCUAUAAUUGAGCAAUCUUUGAAUUCAAGCCUUGGGAAUGUUAAUCAAGCAACAUUAGGAAUUGGGUUUAGGCCAAAUCCAACUCCAAUGCCUAUCCCCAAUCGGAAUUUGUACUUGAAUCCCCGGUUGCAACAGGCCAAUCCGGCGGGCCAACCAGGGAAUCAAAGGAAUGAGGAAGUGAAGAGGGUAAUUGAUAUUUUGUUGAGAACAAAGAAAAGGAAUCCAGUUUUGGUUGGGGAGGCUGAGCCAGAAGCUGUGGUAAAGGAAUUGUUGAGAAGGGUUGAGAAAGGGGAAUUGAAUGAAGGGCCACUUAAGAAUGCUCGGGUGAUAUCAAUUGAGAAAGAGCUUGUACUGGAUAAAACUCGAAUUCUCUCAAAAAUUAAGGAAUUGGAAGGGCUAAUUGAGACUAAAAUUGGGAAUUCUAACGGUGGUGGCAUUAUUAUUGAUUUGGGUGAUUUGAAAUGGCUUGUUGAGCAGCCUGUGACUUUUGGAGUUCCACCUUCUGGUGGGGUGCAGCAACAGGUGGUUUCUGAGGCAGGUCGGGUGGCUNAUUGA